Molecule: messenger RNA, 2523 nt
Organism: Fusarium coffeatum
Lineage: Eukaryota; Fungi; Ascomycota; Sordariomycetes; Hypocreales; Nectriaceae
Exons: 4
Coding region: 1-2523 (840 amino acids)
Source: RefSeq, a predicted model, not a curated record
AUGGCUUCUCAUGGUGGUAACAUGUUAUCUUUGGCCAACGCCCAGUCUCUUAUCGCUUGUAUCAUCACGACAGCGCUGAGUAUCGUUGGCCUUAGCUCACUCUUCUCCAGCAAGAGUCAGGACGAGGCCCCCGGCUUAAUCAGGUCCUUCUUCCUCUUCUUUUAUUCUUCUUUCCUCAAACCCCACCAGGGUGACUCCAAGGGCAACCAGCAAGAUGCCCUUGAGAGCUUCUACAAGAAGCAAGCCGGUGCUUAUGAUGCUACUCGAAAGGUCCUCCUCCGUGGUCGCGAGGAUAUGUUGGCUCUUGUCGCCGCACAGAUGCAGGCAAAGCUAAAGGAAACUGCCUCUAAAGAUGGCAACAAGACUAAGCGAAUUUGGAUAGACAUUGGCGGCGGUACUGGCUUCAACAUUGAGGCCAUGGGCGCAUUCGUCGAUGUCCCUACCUUCUUCUCUAGCGUAUACAUCGUUGACUUCUCCCCGUCUCUCUGCGAGGUGGCGCGGAAGCGAUUUGAACGCCUUGGCUGGAAGAAUGUCAAGGUUGUUUGCGAGGAUGCUCGCAAGUUUCGUCUUGAAGAUUAUGAAUCUGGAAUGCCUUCGAAGCCAGUUCCUCCCCGUUCUCCAGCUUUGAGCUACUUUGAUAAGCCACGUCCCGACUUUGGCGGAGCAGACUUGAUCACCAUGUCAUACAGUCUGUCCAUGAUCCCUGAUUACUACUCCGUUAUCGACUCUGUCACUUCUCUCCUGUCACCUCAAGGUAUCAUGGGUGUUGUAGACUUCUAUGUACAGAACAAGGUCGACUUUGCCUUCCGAAACUACACUGGCGGGCUUGUGGAUCGUCAUGUCAACUUCUUGUCGCGAAGCUUCUGGCGAUCCUGGUUCGAUCUCGACCGAGUUGGCCUCGAGCCUAGUCGUCGAGACUACCUCGAGUACAAGUUUGGCACUGUCCUCAACGUCAACACCCGUAACAAGGGAUUGGGAGCCAUUCCUUACUACAUCUGGCUUGGAUGCCACAAGAAGCCUUUCUCGUCAUCCAGUCUCCCCCAUGAGAUUGUUGAGCGCAUUGAUGCUUUGGUCACUGAGUCUCCCUACCUGUAUCCUGCUAACCAUGGAGAUGCCUUGACUCGUGCCAUCGAGAGAUCAGCCCCCGAAAUUCGUUCGAAGGCAUUCCUCACUGCUGUUUCAAAUCUUUCCUCGAACCUACCACUGCCAUCGUUCUUCUACCAGAACCACCACUGGCGCAUCUACUACGAUGAGCAGCUUCCCAAGCAUACUCAGUUCAAGGACGAGUAUAUCUAUGCUUUCACAUGGGAAGACACCCGUGUCGACGAGCGUCUCUUGAAGCUGGGUGCCGAUGAUAAGGUCCUUGCUAUUACUUCCGCUGGCGAUAACAUCCUCUCGUACCUCCUUCAGAGCCCCGCUCGUGUCCAUGCCGUUGAUCUGAACCCCACACAAAACCAUCUGCUUGAACUCAAGGCAGCUUCAUAUACUGCCCUCCCCUAUGAGGAUUUCUGGAAGAUCUUCGGUGAUGGCAAGCAUCCUCAGUUCCGUGAGCUCCUUAUCACAAAACUCUCUCCUCAUCUCUCUGGUCGUGCAUUCCAAUAUUGGCUCAAGAACGUCCACGUCUUUCAGAACAGCAGUGGCCAUGGUCUCUACGACACUGGUGGUUCGCGUCACGCCAUUCGUGUUUUCCGCUGGAUCGCUAGACUCUUUGGUCUGCAGAAGGCUGUGAAGCAGCUACUUGAAGCCAAGACUCUUAACGAACAGCGAGAAAUUUGGCGCCACAAGAUUCGCCCUGCACUUCUAUCUAAGCUUGUUUGCAACUUGGUUGUGUCUCAGGAGAGCUUCCUCUGGGCUGCACUUGGUGUUCCCAAGAACCAGUUGGCCAUGAUUGAGGCUGAUCAUGCUGACUCGGACUUGGUCAAGGGCCCCAAGCCCACUGCUAAGAAUACUCGCUCCCACGCCAUCUGGCACUAUAUGGUCAACACUCUCGAUCCUGUUGCUGAGGAGACUCACAUCGCUGCUGACAACCCUUACUACUAUGUCUGCAUGGAUGGCAAAUUCUCACCCAAGUGUCAUCCUGACUAUCUCAGUCCCCGUGCCCAUGCAAAGCUCUCUCGUCCCAACGCUCUUGACGGCCUUCGCAUCCACACCGAUGAGCUCGAGGAAGUUAUCGCGCGCAUUACUCCUGGCACUUUGACUGUUGCUGUUGUCAUGGACAGCAUGGACUGGUUUGAUACCGGAUCUCGUGCCGCUGCUGCUCAGAUUACAAAGCUGAACCGGGCGUUGGCAAUGGGUGGCCGUGUCCUCCUUCGUUCUUCUGCUUUGACUCCUUGGUAUAUCAAGGAGUUUGAAAGCCACGGCUUCACUCCCAAGCGACACGGCGCUCGCAUCGACGGAGCUUGCAUUGAUCGAGUCAACAUGUAUGCCAGUUGCUGGAUCUGCACAAAGUCUGAGAACUUGCCGCCUCCUACACCUGAGAUGGAUCGAGCUGGAGGAUCUGAGAUCACAUCACUAACUAUUUGA